AUGGAUGAUCCGGCUGAGAGACCAAUCCUGAUAAAAAGACAAAAAAUGAAAACAUUGUUUGAUAGUGGAUCGCCCACUUCAUUCAUUCGUGCGGAUAUGGUGAAGUCAUUGAACCUAAGGACAUACGAGACACCACCAUUCCGAUUCAGAGGGUUUAUCCCUACCGAUGCGUCGACGACAACGGAAGCCGUAAGUCUAACCGUUCCGGUAGAAGACUUACAGAUCCCAGUAGUGGCAUAUAUCCUGGAGAGUAUGGACUAUCAACUGCUAAUUGCCAAUCCUAUCCUCCGCCGCUACUCGAAACUUUUGUCAAUAAUAUUGGAAUCGACCCCGAACCUGAAAGCUUGUGAAAAUCGUGUCAAGGUUAGCUACCUUGAGCCUGAGUCUACUGGUAAUCGUGGUAAUUCCAGAAGGCCUGAAAUGUCUCUUGCUACCACUACUCUUGAAGCAAUUGACCGGAAAUCCAUUGGCCAUCGUGGUAAAGCCAAAUGUGAUGUUCCAUCUCCUGUUACCACUACUUCUGAGACAGCGAGUGCGCUUGACAACCCUGGUUAUCCAGGUGAUCCCGAGUUAAUCGUUCAAGAGUUAUUGGAGCAGAUUCCUGGAGGAGAUGGGAGAGAAGUCCCUGGUUGCAAGCGUAAGAGGUUUAGCCCUGCGGUUGUCCGUGAACAAAGGUUGUAG
Messenger RNA from Torulaspora globosa, 681 nucleotides. RefSeq lists its product as uncharacterized. The record is from RefSeq and is a predicted model, not a curated record. The coding region runs from base 1 to 681 and encodes 226 amino acids. The transcript has a single exon. NCBI's taxonomy places the organism in Eukaryota, Fungi, Ascomycota, Saccharomycetes, Saccharomycetales, Saccharomycetaceae.